AUGGGGAAAAAACCCUACAGAUGUGCUGAGUGCGGGAAAAGCUUCUCUCAGAGUACUACACUCAUUAACCAUCAGAGAAUCCACACCAGAGAAACACCUUAUACAUGUCUGAUCUGUGGGAAAAGCUUCCGAUACAGUUCAGUCCUUGUUACACAUCAGAGAAAACACACUGGAGAGAAACCUUAUAAAUGUCCUGAGUGUCAAAAAACAUUCAGUGGCAGCGGAAACUUUAACAGGCAUCGGAAGAUGCACACAGGAGAGAAGCCCUUCAAAUGCACCGAGUGCGGGAAAAGCUUCAGAGAGGGCUACCACCUUGUUUCACAUCAGAGAAUGCACAUGGGAGAGAGACCCUAUGGGUGCCCUGACUGUGGGAAACACUUCUCUGACACUGCUGGACUCAUUAUCCAUCAGAGAAUCCACACAGGAGAGAAGCCCUAUACAUGCCCCAAGUGUGGGAUCAGCUUUGUUCAGCCCUCACAACUUGUUAGACACCAGAGAAUCCACACAGGAGAAAAGCCCUAUAAAUGCCUGACCUGUGGGAAAAGCUUCAGUGAUAAAUCACUUUUAAAUCAACACCAGAGAAUCCACACAGGAGAAAAACCCUAUAUAUGUCUGACCUGUGGGAAAAGCUUCCGAUACAGUUCAGCUUUUACCACACAUCAGAGAAACCACACUGGAGAGAAACCUUAUAAAUGUCCUGAGUGCGGGAAAAGCUUCAGUAACAUCACAACCUUUAACGGUCAUCGGAAGAUACACACAGGAGAGAAGCCCUUCAAAUGCUGUGAUUGUGGGAAAAGCUUCAGGAGGCGCCCGGACCUUAAUACACAUCAGAGAACACACACAGGAGAGAAACCCUAUAAAUGCCUGACCUGUGGGAAAACAUACCGGUGUAGCUCACACCUUUCUAAACAUCAGAGAAUCCACACAGACAAGAAAUCUUUGAAGUGCCCUGACUAGGGAAGGGCCAAGUGAAUAACGUCUUUGCCAAUUCCCAUGAACCUCAGAGCGUCGGGCGAGGCUGGAGUGGCUGUGUAAUGGGGAUAUGCAAUGGUUAUAAAGCAGAGAAUAAAAUCACAUUCCUGGAACAGAGUAGGCUAGAGCAAGAGGCUGGGAUAAAGUUCCCACAUUAUGAUGGGAUUUGAUUAUGAUUUUUCAAGACGCUCUGAACAUCCUCUGAUCAACUCCUGCAUUUAAGUUAAUUCCCCACAAUUUGUCAGUUCAGGCCAUAGUCUAGGAGCAGGUUGGAUUCCUCAUUGACACUAAGCUCGCACAUAGCAGGAUCUGCAAGUAAUGGUCUCUAUCAUCUCCCCUUGGCUAGGAGAUGCUGUUCCUUCCUGGCAGACAAAAAUCCAGUUACUUACAGCUUUGUCACUCCUCAGCGGGGCUGCAGCAAUGUGAUCUGCCUGGCCAUGAAACCAUUGGUGCGGGGGGACCUUCAGCUAGUACAGAAUGCUGCAGUGCAUCUUCUCUGCAACACAAGCUCCUGUGAGCAUAUCACGCCUGUCCUCCACUCCCUGCAUGGCCUGCCCACCAAAUACCAAAUUGUGUUCAAGAUCUUGGUCCUUAUCUUCAAGGUGUUCCAUGGCCUGGGCCCGGUUUAUUUAAAACACUUCCUAAAGCUCUGUGAAGAAGACCAUAGACAGCAACUUUGCAACUCUAGGACAUUGAAACUGUCCAAAAUAAGGGUAAAGUUUAUUUGUGCGGAGACAAAACUGCCUUGAUGGAAAGACUCAGACAUUGGAAUGAAUUCCCCCAGGAGCUAAAGACCAUCACCAACCUGACCACCUUCUGCUCCUGAUGUAAGCCACAUUUCUUUGACUUUGCCUUCUGUAGUAUAAAUAUAUAUCAACACAUAUACUUACUGCCACAAACAAAAGCUACCAUAACAGAACUCUUCACUGUACAACUUCUCCCCCAGGAAAUGAUGAGAGAAUGAACAUAUGACAGAAGGUUGCUUACUGCACUACUGAAAGAUGCUCACAUGCUGUGGGGAUGAGCCUGGUGUAAGCAUCCACACAGAGCAGAAUUCUGCUGCCAUGCAGCUACAGUCUUAUUCUCUGUAAUUUAGCAUCACACACUCAUCGGGGCUUAGGGCUAAAGAGACCUCAGGAGAUAUCUAGUCCAAGUUCCAGUGUUCCCUCUAAUUUUCCGCACUCAUGUGCAGAAUGAAUCUUGUUUUGUGACACCAACAUGGAAGUGAUGUGUGACAGAUCUCCUCCAUAUUGGUGCACACACAGGCGCCAACUUUCGUUGGCACUGGUGGGUGCUCACGCGCUCUGCCCCCUCCCUCCCCCUAUUGGAUCCCUCCCCAAAUCCCUGCCCUGGCCUUGCCUCUUCCCCAAGCGCACCACGUUCCUCCUCCUCCCUCCCAGCGCUUGCGCCGCGAAACAGCUGGUUCCCGGCGCAAGCACUGGGAGGGUGUGGGGAGAAGCAGGAUGCGGUGGCCCUCUCAGGAGAGGAGGCGGAGGCUGGGGUGGGGGGGGGACGGGACUGGAGCUGGGGUGGGGGGGCAGGUUGGGGAGCUGCAGGUGGGUGCUCUGCACCCACCAAUUUUUCCCUGUGGGCGCUCCAGCCCCGGAGCGCACGCAGAGUCGGCAUCUAUGGGUGCACUUUUCAAAAUUAAUGGGGUGGGGCUGAGGGGUUUAUUUGGUGUGUGGGAGGGGACUCCAGGCUAGGCAGAGGGUUGGAGUGUGGGGGUGAAGGCUCUGGCUGGGAGCGAGGGCUCUGGGGUAGGGCUGGGGAUGAGGGAUUCAGGGUGCAGGAGGGGGGCUCAGGGCUGGGGCAGAGGGUUGGUGUGAGGUGAAGGCUCUGGCUAUAACAAAAAUAUAUAACUACACCAGCCAAAUAAGAUUUACCAGAAACUAUAAACUAUUCAGCCCCAGUUUCAAAAUGUGAGUUAAAUUGUCUUGCUUUCAGACCCUAUUUGUAUAGAAAUUGCAUUAAAGCACAAGUGUACGUGAAUUGAAAAUUUAUACGUUUUAUAUAGGAUCAAAGAGACUGUUGUAUUGGGACCAGUUGGCUUUUACCAUUUACUUUCCCAACUUCUCUAUCCCUUGCAGUCUGUCUUUCACCUACUCUUUCUGCUCAGGUUGCUUUCAACAAAAGGGAAGAGUAAUUUUCUCUUAAUUCGGUUGCCUUGAGUGAUGUCGCUUUCUCGUUUGAAAACACAAGGCAAAGAACAGUUCUUAGUUUUGUUUUGGUGUUUCUCCUACCUGUUCACAUUUUCAUCAGCACCCUUUGGGAGCUCCUCUUCUUAGGGUGGAUAAAAAUCACAACUUUAAAAUUUUUAUUUAAAUUAUGACAUUUAAAUGUAGGGUUUUUUUGAAAAUUUAAAUCAAAUUUCUUAUUUACAUAUUGCUAGUUCUUCUCUUCCAUUUUAUGGUCUUAAAUUGUCAAAGUGAAUGUUUUCUACUUGUUUGUUUUUUUAGUUUCCUAAGUGUUAAUAACCCCACCCCAGCCUCCUGCCCUGAGCCCCCUCCUGCAUUCCAGCCCCCUCAUCGCCAGCCGUAUCCCAGCGCCCGCAACCCCAGUCAGCACCCUCACCACCUGCAGCCCCCUCCUUCAUUCUGAACCCUGUAUUUUUCACCAUACCCUGGAGCCUAGGGGGCCCACAAAAUCUAAUAGCUCUGGGACCCCAGAAGAGUUAAUCUGGCCCUGGGUGCAGACAGGCUGCGUCGGGGCUAAGGCCAGAGGACUCCCCCAAGCCCUCUCCCCGCCAGCAGCAUGGUGCUCCAGGGGAAGGGGCCUCUCUGUCAUCGCUGGCAGCAACGAGCUCUGGGGGAAGGGGCCUGUCUCUCCCUGCCAGGCGCUGAAAACAUGGAGCUCCAGGGGAAGGGGCUUCUCUCCCUGCCAGGCGCUGGCAACAUGGAGCUCCAGGGGAAGGGGCCUCUCUCCCCCCGCCAGCAGCAGUGAACUCUGGGGCCGGGAGAGAGGCCUGCAGCAGCCCUUCAUGCCCCAACUGGCUCCCCUCUCACCUCCCUCUCUCCAGGCCCCUGCUGCAUGUCCCUUUAUAGCUGCUGCGUGACCACACGGCUGAGAGGGAACUUAGACUCCAACCCCUGCUCAAAGCAAGACCAACCCCAACUAAAUCAUCCCAGCCAGGGCUUUGUCAAGCCGGGCCUUAAGAACCUCAAAGGAAGGAGAUUCCACCACCUCCCUAAGGAACCCAUUCCAGUGCUUCACCACCCUCAUGGUGAAAUAGUGUUUCCUGAUAUCCAACCUAGACCUCCCACCACUGCAACUUGAGACCAUUGCUCCAUGUUCUGUCAUGUGCAGCCACUAAAAACAGCUGAGCUCCAUCCUCUUCAGGUAGUUGAAGGCUACUAUCAAAUCCUCCCUCAUUCUUCUCCUCUGCAGACUAAAUAAGCCCAGAUCCCUCAGGCUCUCCUCAUAAAUCAUGUGCCCCAGCCCCCUAAUAAUUUUCGUUGCCCUCCGUUGGACUCUCUCCAAUUUGUCCAAAUCCUUUCUGUAGUGGGGGGGACGGACCAAAACUGGACGCAAUACUCCAGGUGUGGCCUCACCAGUGCUGAAUAGAGAGGAAUAAUCACGUCCCUCGACCUGCUGGCAGUGCUCCUGCUAAUUCAGCCCAAUAUGCUGGUAGCCUUUGUGGCAACAAGGACACGCUGUUGACUCAAUUCCAGCUUCUCGUCCACUGUAAUCCCCAGGUCCCUUUGUGCAGAACUGCUGCUUAGCCAGUCGGUCGCCAGCCUGUAGCAGUGCAUGGGAUUCUUCUGUCCUAAGUACAGGACUCUGCACUUGUUCUUGUUGAACCUCAUCAGAUUUCUUUUGGCCCAAUCCUCCAAUUUGUCUAGGUCACUCUGGACCCUAUCUCUAUCUUCCAGCAUAGGGAGAGGGUCCAACUUUUCAUUUCUACUUGAUAGUACGUUAUUUAAUAAAAUGGAUACAUUCAGGAGCAGUAAUGGUCUCCAUGAGGUUUGAAAUGCAAUGUCCUGAGCUUGGCCUUGGGAUGACUAUUUAUUUGAGACUUUCCUGCUGUGCAGGAGGAGGAAUAACAUGGGUCUGAGAUUCUCGGAUUCAUUCAUCUGCAAAGGAGAAGAAUGUGAGAAUGGGCCUUCAUGGGGUGAGAUGGGACCUUCAGGAAAGUCUCUUGACGUGUUUCUUUUAAAUUACAGAGUCUAGCAGGGCUUUGCUGUUUAUUCCCUGCAGGUACCAUGAAUUCACAGAUCGAGAAGGUUUAGCUCAGUGGUUCUGAACCCAUGGGCCACUUGCAACCCAAUCAGCCCACAGCUGUGGCUCAUGUGACAUCCUGAGGGGCAUUCAGGUAGUAUAGAUGUUGUGUGGAUGCAGCCCACAUAACACAGAGAAAGCUGCAUUGUGGCCCACAAGGGUAAAUAGGUUGAGAACCACCAGUUUAGCUAGAUGACUUUGCUUAUGCAAUGUUCCCUCUAAUUUUUUAUAUCCAUAUGCGGAAUAAAUGUUAUGUGCACCAAUAAGGAGGUGAUGUGUGGUAGGGGUGGGGCCAAGGUGUUCAGAGUAUGGGGGGGGUUGAGGGCUGGGACAGAGGGUUGGAGUGUUGGAGGUGAGAGCUCCAGCUGGGGGUGCGUUCUCUGGGUUGAGGUCGGGGCUGAAGGGUUUGGGGUGCAGGAGGGGCCUCAGGAUUGGGGCAGAGGGUUGGGGUGCAGGGAGCGAGGGCUCCUCCUAGGGGUGCAGGCUCUGAGGUGGGGCCAGAGAUGAGGGGGUACAGGCUGCAGCAGGGAGUGAGGAGUCCCCCAGCCCUCUCUGUGCAGCAGCACGGGGCCAAGGGAGAGGCACUUGAUAGCCUGCUGCGCGGCUUAGAGGGAACUUAGGUUGCUGCCGGGCACUAUGAAGGAAACACCACUGAGUGGUGCGAUCCCUACAAUCAUUGAUACAAACAGGCUGCUCCACGUGUCAUGGCAGUCACACAACCGGACAGCUUUGGACGGGUUGGGAGACACCCACAGUGAUGCCCUGCAUGUAUGGCUGGAGGAGGAGGAGGAGGAAAUUGGGCAGUUACCUCUGCAUGACAUUUUCCUGGAGUGGCUUCCCUGGGUGGAGUGCCACGUCUGGGCUUGGCCAACUAGCAUGGGCUGGUGGGGCAGGAGAGUGCUGCAGAGCUGGGAGGAACGGCUGUGGGAACUGGACGUGGGGAGGCUGAAGUGUAGGUUCCUAGAGAACUGUGCAGCGCUCAGCCUGGAGCUGCAGGGGUGGAGUCCUGACACGAGAGUUCCCCUUGGCACGAAGAAGCAUGUGGCCAGAGCCAGUCUUAGGACAGGGCAAUGUGGUCCCCUGCCUAGAGUGCUGUAGCCAGGGGGCGCCGUGGUGCAGAGACUGCCUGCGGGCUGCAGCCUGGCGUGGCAAGAGCGUCUGCUUCCCUGCUCCUGAGCAGAGCCCCCCUGCUCCCCACCCACAGGGUGUCCCUCCCAGCAUGGCCCCAAGUUCUGCCUCUGCCACUGCGAGCCGGGUCUCCCUGUGACGUUGCACUCCAUAUUCUUUAUGGAAAUAUGCUUAUGAAUAUGACAUAACUGGAAUAUGCUUUAUGCAAACUGUCUCUUGUAACACUGAAAAAGUUAUAAUCAACUGAAUGUGCUCAUCCUAUUUGUAUGAAUGUAUCAUUUCUAUGUCUGAAGUUAGAAAUAUUUGGUAUAAACUUGUAUUACUAAUGUAGUCAUAAGAAGGGAGGGCCAUUAAUGGUAUUUCAGGAACUGGAUGGCUCCAUUUAACUAGAACUAGUUGUGAAUGGUUUUGUUUUCCUGUAAGUCUUCCUGCGGAUGUGUGGGCUAGCCCAUAAAGUAUGGAGACUGGGGUCUCACAGGGACAUGUGACCAUGUCACUUGAUACUGGAAUCCAUCUUUAACCAGGUACUUUUCCAUAAGGAACUGGGACGGUCAAGCUGAAAUAAAGGACUCCCGCCUUUUGCCAGAUCUAUAUAAGGGGGUGAAACAGGAGAGAAGCUGCGGCCAGUCAGGAGAAAGUCCCUGCUCACCAUCCAGGAUGUCUGCUGGAACUAACAUAAACUAAACAGGGGGAAGGAUUGGGCCCGGAUUAGAAAUGAGUCUAGUCUGUG
Molecule: messenger RNA, 7045 nt
Organism: Chelonia mydas (Green sea turtle)
Lineage: Eukaryota; Metazoa; Chordata; Testudines; Cheloniidae
Product: zinc finger protein 879
Exons: 1
Coding region: 1-957 (318 amino acids)
Biological process (GO): regulation of transcription by RNA polymerase II
Cellular component (GO): nucleus
Molecular function (GO): RNA polymerase II cis-regulatory region sequence-specific DNA binding; DNA-binding transcription activator activity, RNA polymerase II-specific
Source: RefSeq, a predicted model, not a curated record